AUGGCUUCAUCCCUGCCUCCAAAUGUCCACAUCUCUAAACAUCCGUGCCUUCGUGCAAAGCUGAGCCAGCUGCGUUCGAAAAGCACGAAUGCUCGAGAGACCAAGGCACUCGUGCAUGAGAUUUCCUUGCUGCUGGGUUCAGAGGCGCUUGCACAACUUGAGCUCGAGAGCACUGGGACGGAUGUGACGCCCAUAGACUUCGAGUACCCGUACGAGAGCAUUGACUGCUCCAAAGUUACCAUCGUCCCCAUCCUGAGAAGUGGGCUGGCCAUGGUCGAAGGCGUCCAGACGCUGCUUCCCGAUCCUGUCUCCGUCCACCACCUCGGUCUCUUCCGUGAAAAAAUGACGCUGCAGCCCGUCGAAUAUUACAACAACCUUCCUCAGUCCCCAGAGCAGGUUGCAAAAUUGGCCAUCAUCGUCGACCCCGUGUGCGCCACGGGUGCCACAGCGUGCGCCGCUAUCCAGAGCUUGAGGGACUGGGGCGUGGAGAACAUCAUUUUUCUGUGCGUGCUGGGAGCCGUUCCUGGUCUGGCCCGCGCCGCCGAAGAAUGGCCAGAAGGGACCCAGGUCUGGGCAGGCGGCGUCGACGAUGGGUUGACCGAUAAAGGCAUGAUAAAGCCUGGACUGGGGGAUAUUGGCGAUCGCCUCUUCCUUACCCUGGGAAAGUAA
Messenger RNA from Cladophialophora yegresii CBS 114405, 669 nucleotides. RefSeq names its product uracil phosphoribosyltransferase. The coding region runs from base 1 to 669 and encodes 222 amino acids. The transcript is spliced from 3 exons. The record is from RefSeq and is a predicted model, not a curated record. NCBI's taxonomy places the organism in Eukaryota, Fungi, Ascomycota, Eurotiomycetes, Chaetothyriales, Herpotrichiellaceae.